Messenger RNA from Panicum hallii, 1430 nucleotides. Its product is annotated as GDSL esterase/lipase LTL1-like. Gene Ontology annotation, molecular function: hydrolase activity, acting on ester bonds. The coding region runs from base 222 to 1352 and encodes 376 amino acids. Lineage: Eukaryota; Viridiplantae; Streptophyta; Magnoliopsida; Poales; Poaceae. The record is from RefSeq and is a predicted model, not a curated record. The transcript has 2 exons.
CAUUGGGUUUGUUACGCAAGGACAAGUUUGCUCCUUGAGGGAAGCGUUGCAAUCACACGGCUCCGGCAGUGUGGUUGCGGCAUCCCCCAGAGCCGACACGACGAAUCUCCACUACUAGCUAGUCUUAUCCCUAGCUAUAUAUAUGAUCCAUCAAGCUAAAGAAGAAUCAGAAUCUCACAGCAGCCAAGGAUUGACGCUUCCAGCUGCCGACGACGUCGAGAAUGCUUCCAGCCGCCAUCGCCUGGUGCCUCCUGCAGCUGCUCCACCCUUCACUGGUGGUGUGCCAGCAGCAGCAGGCCGCCGGCGCCACUCGCGCCUUCUUCGUCUUCGGCGACUCGCUGGUGGACAGCGGCAACAACAACUACCUGGCCACGACGGCGCGCGCCGACUCGCCGCCCUACGGCAUCGACUACCCCACGCACCGCGCCACCGGCCGCUUCUCCAACGGCCGGAACGUGCCGGACAUCAUCAGCGAGUACCUGGGGGCGGAGCCGGUGCUGCCCUAUCUCAGCCCGCACCUCGACGGCCGCAAGCUGCUGGGGGGAGCCAACUUCGCGUCCGCCGGCGUCGGCAUCCUCAACGACACGGGCAUCCAGUUUGCCAACAUCAUCCGCAUCCAGAAGCAGCUGCGCUACUUCCAGCAGUACCAGAGCCGCGUGCGCCGCCUCCUCGCCGGCGACGGCGACGCCACCGCCCGCCUGGUGCGCGGCGCCCUCGUGCUCAUCACGCUCGGCGGCAACGACUUCAUCAACAACUACUACCUGGUGCCCUUCUCCGCGCGCUCCCGCGAGAUGGCGCUGCCGGACUACGUGCGCUACCUCGUCGCCGAGUACGCCAAGAUCCUGCGCCAGCUGCACGGCAUGGGCGCGCGCCGGGUGCUCGUCACCGGCUCCGGCCCGCUCGGAUGCGCCCCCGCCGAGCUCGCGCUGCGGGGAAGCCGCGCCGGGGAGUGCGACGCCGAGCUGCAGCGCGCCGCCGCGCUCUACAACCCGCAGCUCGUCGACAUGAUCAGGGGGCUCAACGCCGACAUCGGCGCCGACGUCUUCGUCGCCGUCAACGCGUACAGGAUGCACAUGGACUUCAUCUCCGACCCGGCGGCCUACGGCUUCGUCACCUCCAAGGUGGCCUGCUGCGGCCAGGGGCCCUACAACGGCGUGGGGCGCUGCACCGCCGCCUCCAGCGUCUGCCCGGACCGGAGCGUCUACGCCUUCUGGGACAACUUCCACCCCACGGAGAGGGCCAACCGGAUCAUCGUCAGCCAGUUCAUGGACGGCACACAGGAGUACAUGCACCCGAUCAACCUCACCACCAUCCUCGCCGUCGACGCCGCCGCCGCCGCCACCUUCAACUAAUAUUUCAUCAUUAUUGCACUGCACACCUAUAUAUAUAUAUGAAGAAUUGGAAAUAAAAUGAGCAUUAUAUAUAUUAUG